AUCUGACAGAAGCAUCCUUGGAUCUUGGUGUCUGGACAUAGGAGUUAUCUUCAGCUGUUCUGAAGCACAAGACCUAUUAAACCACUGUAGAUAUGGACAAAGAAGAAAGGAAGACUAUCAACCAGGGUCAAGAAGAUGAAAUGGAGAUUUAUGGCUAUAAUUUGUGUCGCUGGAAACUUGCCAUAGUGUCUCUAGGAGUGGUUUGCACUGGUGGCUUUCUCCUCCUCCUCCUCUACUGGAUGCCCGAAUGGCGGGUGAAGGCGACCUGUAUUAGAGCUGCAAUUAGAGACUGUGAAGUGGUGCUGCUGAGGACUACUGAUGAAUUCAGAAUGUGGUUUUGUGCAAAAAUUCGCUUUCUUUCUCUGGAAACUCACCCAUUUUUGAGCCCCAAAUCCAUGACUAAUAAAGUUGCAAAUGGCCAUGCUGUUCAUCUAAGUGAAAAUUUGGCUGAAGAGACUAGGCAUGAGAUGAGUAAAUAUUCACAGACUGAACCACAGCAGGUUCGUUAUUUCACCCACCACAGUGUAAAAUACUUCUGGAAUGAUACCCUUCACAAUUUUGAUUUUUUAAAGGGACUGGAUGAAGGUGUUUCUUGUACGUCAAUUUAUGAAAAGCAUAGUGCAGGACUGACAAAGGGGAUGCAUGCCUACAGAAAAUUGCUUUAUGGAGUAAAUGAAAUUACUGUGAAAGUGCCUUCUGUUUUUAAGCUUCUAAUUAAGGAGGUUCUCAACCCAUUUUACAUUUUCCAGCUGUUCAGUGUUAUACUAUGGAGCACUGAUGAAUACUACUAUUAUGCUCUAGCCAUUGUGAUUAUGUCUAUAGUGUCAAUUGUAAGCUCUCUGUAUUCCAUUAGAAAGCAAUAUAUUAUGUUGCAUGACAUGGUGGCAGCUCACAGUACUGUGAGAGUUUCAGUUUGCAGAGUCAAUGAAGAAAUAGAAGAGAUCUUUUCUACAGACCUUGUACCAGGAGAUGUCAUGGUCAUUCCAUUGAAUGGGACAGUCAUGCCUUGUGAUGCAGUUCUUAUUAAUGGUACUUGCAUUGUAAAUGAAAGCAUGUUAACAGGAGAGAGUGUUCCAGUGACAAAGACUAAUUUGCCAAAUCCUUCAGUGGACAUAAAAGGAAUGGGAGAUGAAUUCUAUAGUCCAGAAAUACAUAAACGACACACUUUGUUUUGUGGGACUACUGUAAUUCAAACUCGUUUCUACAGUGGAGAACUUGUCAAAGCUGUAGUAGUUAGAACAGGAUUUAGUACUUCCAAAGGACAGCUUGUUCGUUCUAUAUUAUAUCCCAAACCAACUGAUUUUAAACUCUACAGAGAUGCCUACUUGUUUCUGCUGUGUCUUGUGGCAGUGGCUGGUAUUGGAUUUAUCUACACUAUUAUCAAUAGCAUUUUAAAUAAGGUAGAAAUUGGGGUCAUAAUUAUCGAGUCUCUGGAUAUCAUUACCAUUACUGUGCCACCUGCACUUCCUGCUGCGAUGACAGCUGGUAUUGUGUAUGCCCAAAGAAGGCUGAAAAAAAUUGGUAUUUUCUGUAUCAGUCCCCAAAGGAUAAAUAUCUGUGGACAGCUGAAUCUUGUUUGCUUUGAUAAGACUGGGACUCUUACUGAAGAUGGUUUAGAUCUUUGGGGGAUUCAACGAGUGGAAAAUACACGUUUCCUUUUGCCAGAAGAAAAUGUUUGCAGUGAGAUAUUGGUAAAGUCUCAGUUUGUUGCUUGUAUGGCUACUUGUCAUUCACUCACAAAGAUCGAAGGAGUGCUUUCUGGGGAUCCACUUGAUUUGAAAAUGUUUGAAGCCAUUGGAUGGAUUCUGGAAGAAGCAACUGAAGAGGAAACAGCACUUCAUAAUCGAAUUAUGCCCACUGUGGUUCGUCCUGCGAAACAGCUGCUUCCUGAAUCCACACCUGCAGGAAACCAAGAAAUGGAGCUGUUUGAACUUCCAGCUAUUUAUGAGAUAGGAAUUGUUCGUCAGUUCCCAUUUUCUUCUGCUUUGCAACGUAUGAGUGUGGUUGCCAGGGUGCUAGGGGAUAAGAAGAUGGACGCCUACAUGAAAGGAGCACCUGAGGUCAUUGCCAGUCUCUGUAAACCUGAAACAGUUCCUGUCGAUUUUGAAAAAGUUUUAGAAGAUUACACUAAACAGGGCUUCCGUGUGAUCGCUCUUGCACACAGAAAAUUAGAGUCAAAACUGACAUGGCAUAAAGUACAGAAUAUUAGCAGAGAUGUCAUUGAAAAUAACAUGGAUUUUAUGGGAUUAAUUGUAAUGCAGAACAAAUUGAAGCAAGAAACCCCUGCAGUACUUGAAGAUUUGCAUAAAGCCAACAUUCGCACUGUCAUGGUCACAGGUGACAAUAUGUUGACUGCUGUUUCUGUGGCCAGAGACUGUGGAAUGAUACUACCUCAGGAUAAAGUUAUUAUUGCUGAAGCAUUACCUCCAAAGGAUGGAAAAGUUGCCAAGAUAAACUGGCAUUAUGCAGACACCCUAACACAGUGCAGUAAUUCAUCAGCAAUUGACUCAGAGGCUAUUCCAGUAAAACUGGUCCAUGAUAGCUUAGAGGAUCUUCAGGUGACUCGUUAUCAUUUUGCAAUGAAUGGAAAGUCAUUUUCAGUGAUAUUAGAACAUUUUCAAGACCUUGCUCCUAAGUUGAUGUUGCAUGGCACUGUGUUUGCUCGUAUGGCACCUGAUCAGAAAACACAAUUAAUAGAAGCAUUGCAAAAUGUAGAUUACUUUGUUGGGAUGUGCGGUGAUGGUGCAAAUGAUUGUGGUGCUUUGAAGAGGGCACAUGGAGGCAUUUCGUUAUCAGAGCUCGAGGCUUCAGUGGCAUCUCCCUUUACCUCCAAAACUCCUAGUAUUUCCUGUGUGCCAAACCUUAUCAGGGAAGGCCGUGCUGCUUUAAUGACUUCUUUCUGUGUGUUUAAAUUUAUGGCUUUGUACAGCAUUAUACAGUACUUCAGUGUUACUCUGCUAUAUUCCAUCCUAAGUAACCUAGGAGACUUCCAGUUUCUCUUCAUUGAUCUGGCAAUCAUUUUGGUAGUGGUAUUUACAAUGAGUUUAAAUCCUGCCUGGAAGGAACUUGUGGCACAAAGACCACCUUCAGGUCUUAUAUCUGGGGCCCUUCUGUUCUCCGUUUUAUCUCAGAUCAUCAUCUGCAUUGGAUUUCAAUCUUUGGGGUUUUUUUGGGUCAAGCAGCAACCUUGGUAUGAAGUAUGGCAUCCACAAUCAGAUGCUUGUAAUACAACAAGAAGCCUGUAUUGGAAUUCCUCACAUUUGUACAAUGAAACCGAUCUUGAUACACAUAAUAUACAAAAUUAUGAAAAUACCACAGUGUUUUUUAUCUCCAGUUUUCAGUACCUCAUAGUGGCAAUUGCCUUUUCAAAAGGAAAACCCUUCAGGCAGCCUUGCUACAAGAAUUAUUUUUUUGUUGUGUCUGUGAUUAUUUUGUAUGUUUUCAUAUUACUCAUCAUGUUGCAUCCAGUUGCCUCUAUUGACCAGGUUCUUCAGAUAGUGUGUGUACCAUAUCAGUGGCGUAUAACUAUGCUCAUGAUUGUUCUUGUCAAUGCCCUUGUAUCUAUCAUGGUGGAGAACUUCUUCCUUGACAUGGUCCUUUGGAAAGUUGUGUUCAAUCGAGACAAACAAGGAGAAUAUCGCUUCACCACCACACAGCCACCACAGGAGUCAGUGGAUCGGUGGGGAAAAUGCUGCUUGUCCUGGGCCCUGGGCUGUAGAAAGAAGAUACCAAAGGCAAAGUACAUGUAUCUGGCUCAGGAGCUCUUGGUUGAUCCAGAAUGGCCACCAAAACCUCAAACAACAACAGAAGCUAAAGCUUUAGUUAAGGAGAACGGAUCAUGUCAAAUCAUCACCAUAACAUAGCAAUGCAUCACUCUCAGUGGUAUGCUAGUAGCAGGAGAAUGUAAUUUUAGGACAUUCUGAUCCUGUGUGUCGGAAUGGCACCAUUUCAAUUUAUAUCCCUUCUAAUAUAGUAGCUGAUAUGAGAGCUUUUUUCUUCUUUUUUUAAUAAACGAAGCAAAACAGAAAGAUUGGCCUGUCAAAUUAAAAAUCAGUCUGUAAAGUCCUGUAUCUUCAUUCAGUAACUACAUAUUACAUAUAUUUCUAGAAUUUUCUUGUUACCUUCAGUGAUACUCUUUAUAGAGGGUACAGAAGAAAGUUGAUAUUUGAUAGGUUUUUAGACAUUAGCUUCUGAGACUUGGUUUAUCCAUUUAAAUUUAUUUUCACAACCCCCUUAUUAGAAAAAGUCCUCAUUUAUAUACCAGCCCAAUAUUUGUGAUGGCAAAUAAAAGGGGUGUUAAUGAGCCUCCAGUGAAAAUUGGUAGAAAGCCUGUUUUCAUUUGAUUCCAAAAUUUCUUCCAAAGAAUUCCAUAUAUACAUACGCCAGUUCCCUUCGAUGGCCUAGGAGUUUUAUGAUGUUGCUUAUAGAACAACUCAGGUAAUUUCCAUUUAUGGUUUUAUAUUUUCUGUACAAACUGCCUGGGUUUUAUUUUUCUAAUCAGCAAGGUGCUCCAACUGCCUUCCUCAAAGCUAUUAAAUGGAUCUUGUGGUAGGUCUGCUGUCAGUAGUACAGUUAACUUCAGCUAAAUGUUGUGGAACCAUUUUCACUAGGAAAAGAAGGUUAGUUUUUGGCAGUAGAUGUAGAUCUGUCUAAUAUCUCGGUUUUAUAUCAUUUUAAAUAUUUUUAUUUUCUUCGUUUUCAAUUAACGACAUAGGAUAAUAGUGCAUUGGGUUUGGUUUUGCUUUGUUUUAGGUUUUGAGUUAGACUUUAGCCUCCUAAAAUGUUUAAGUGUUGAUACAUGUCUCUCCUAUCAAUAAUGAGGCUUAAAAAUGAGUGGUUUUGAGUGCUAUUUUUUCAAAGCAGUAUGAACUUGGUGAGUUUGUUUUAUGCCAUUAGGUGGCGCCAGAGGUCGGAUGCUUACAAGGAAGCAUUAUUUGGUUGUAAAAAUUUCUGGGAGGAAGAAAAAUUGAAAUAAAGUUAAAGAAUAGACAUUCAUUGAGCCAAAAGAAAUGCGAGAAGUAUUUUUCACCGUUCUCUUUUGUCCGGUUAUGUUUAAAUUUUAAACAAAAUUAAAGUAACUUUAAAAAUGCGUUUCUAGGUAAGAUCCAGCAGUUUGGCAAAGCCACGGUUACGAUAAACGAGAAAACUGAUAUUGCUCUAAAAUGGACACUAAACUCCUAAAACUGUGUGAUGUUAUCCUAUGUUCUUCCUUAACUGGUAGCAGGCUUGUGCUUUCCACUUCCAGCUGAUCAUUAUCUUCCUGAUAGAUAUUUACCAGUUUGUCAGAUGUUAGCCAGAACUAUAGCACCACACGGUUCUCUUUUUUUAUGCUGCAGAGACCUGAAUGAUGUUAGGUAACUAUAGGAAAAUGUAAGUUACACUCAGGAUCACUGUUACUGCUAUUGCCACUGAUGAUUCUUACAACAAUAUAAUCAAAGUUUUCCAUCAAAAAGUAUAAUAUGAUAUUAAUACACAUUAGAUAAGAACAAUUGUUCCAUGAAUGAUUCUAUGAAGCUAUGCAUCUUAGACCUCUUGAGCUGUGAAUUAGCACUGUUUUCUAUAGUUACUUACUCUCUUGAUCAUUUUCUAAUUUUCACAUUAAUUUUCAAUAUGUACAAGCAUUAUUCUUAAGUGAUUUCCCAGAAUUGUAAAUUUUAUUCUUUGAUUUAAAUAAUGAGGCAUAUAAUUAAAGUAAUCGCUAAGUAGCAGCUUAAAAAUCCAGUUACUGGUUUGUAUUUAACAUCUCUAAGAGCAUGGUCAUAAAGAGCUAUGUUUUUACACCCUUCUUUUUUUAACAUUUAGAUUUUAUAAGGGUUUUAUAUUUCAUUUGUCCAUAUUACUCUCAAAGGAGUGAGGUUUUUAGGUAGGUGGGAGAGCAUUUGUAGGAAGGUGGAUUUGAGCAUAGACAAUGUGGGUUGUUCAAGUUGCAGUUGAUGGUUUCCAGAAUGUUAUUUGAAGAAUAUCUGUGAAUCCAGGUGUGGUUCCUACUCAGUGCCAUAGAUAGACUGAGUUCUCGCUCUGUAGGUCACCGUUACAUAGUAAUUUUGAUUCUGAACUUCACAUUAAAUUAUUUGAGUGUAUACAGACCUAAAUUUAAAAAUCUGUACAUAUCUUAUUUUGAUGUAUUAAAGAUUAAUAAAUAUUGCCGAUUUAAAUUUUAUUUAUGCACAUACUUAAAGGACAGAAAUGUCCAGGAAAGUAAUUGUUAAAUAAUGAUAUGUAACUUUUUAACUUUUUAAAUAAAUAACAAGACUUUUAAUGUGUGUCUCCCUCAGGGUUGUUUAAAGUUCCCCCCCCCUUCAAAUAUAAAUAGUGGUAACUAUAUGUUUUGUAUCUUCUAGCACCAACUGCUGUAAAGCAAUGCUGCAAAUAAUGCUUGAAUAAAAGUGGCUAAGCCAACAACAAAAGAAAUACUUUUUAUAUUAGUUUUAUAAUUCUUACAUUCGAGAGCUUACCAAAUUGCACUUGCAUUUAAACAGAACUGUCGCAGUCUCCGCUGUAUUUAUUUUGUCUCCCAUGUUUGUGAAGAUACUGCACAGUUUCAGAGGCAUGGUAAAUAACAUAUCAGUGUUUAUGUAUUCUGUUCCCCAAAUGGCUAUAGAUACAAUAUCCGGAGAAGAGCAAAAUUCAAGCUUUAGAAAACAUUCUAAGAUCUCACGCAUGCGAUUUUUGACAUAUCUGAAAAUAGGUUUUUGUAUAUUUAUGGUGGGAGGUGGUUGGGAACUUUUGACAAAAUGUGGGAUGUUAAUUUUUGUACAGUCUGUGGGCAUUUACAACAUAUUUUUAAUGUAAUAAAAUUUGGUAAUUAUGUGCACAUUAAAUUAAUAAGAUAGUUACUUCCUGUUAUGAUUUGUGAAUUCCCUAAGACUUUGGAUUUUUUUUAAGUAACUUUAUAUCAGAAAUGAUACUGCAUCUUUAUAUUUUUUAAAUUGUAUUGCUGCUCAAGAAUGGUACCCUGAUGUCGAAAAGGCAUACAUUCGUAAUUGUACAUUCAGCACUGUAAAUAACCUUAUGAAAUCUUUUUUGGAUUGAAGCUAUUCAAAAUAAAAAUUUAAAUGAAUGAAAUAA
Messenger RNA from Ailuropoda melanoleuca (giant panda), 7068 nucleotides. RefSeq names its product ATPase 13A3 (gene ATP13A3). NCBI's taxonomy places the organism in Eukaryota, Metazoa, Chordata, Mammalia, Carnivora, Ursidae. The coding region runs from base 93 to 3863 and encodes 1256 amino acids. Gene Ontology annotation, biological process: intracellular calcium ion homeostasis; polyamine transmembrane transport. The record is from RefSeq and is a predicted model, not a curated record. The transcript is spliced from 33 exons. Gene Ontology annotation, cellular component: late endosome membrane. Gene Ontology annotation, molecular function: ATP binding; ATP hydrolysis activity; ATPase-coupled monoatomic cation transmembrane transporter activity.